Messenger RNA from Camelina sativa (false flax), 1096 nucleotides. RefSeq names its product F-box protein PP2-B10. The record is from RefSeq and is a predicted model, not a curated record. Gene Ontology annotation, molecular function: protein binding. Lineage: Eukaryota; Viridiplantae; Streptophyta; Magnoliopsida; Brassicales; Brassicaceae.
UCAGAGUGUUGUGCACGUCUCUGUUAAAUCUUACGAACGAAGACACCGCGAUGAUCGGAGGAGAGAUCGUUUCCAAGUCGUCGUCUCCGUUCGAUUCCUUGCCGGAGGACUGCAUUUCAACCAUAAUCUCUUUCACAAAUCCACGCGAUGCCUGCGUCGCUGCUACGGUCUCGAAAACCUUCGAAUCGGCGGCAAAGUCAGAUAUCAUAUGGGAGAAGUUUAUUCCGGCGGAGUACGAAUCUCUGGUUUCUUCAUCGCGAGUUUUCUCAUCGAAAAAGAAACUCUACUUCUCUCUCUGUAACGAUCCUCUUCUCAUCGACGAUGGCAAAAAGAGCAUAUGGUUAGAGAAAUCGAGUGGGAAGAGGUGUAUCAUGUUAUCUCCGCUGAAUGAUUUCUCAAUAGCAUGGGGAGAUGAUCCUCGCUAUUGGCAAUGGAUUCCAUUUCCUGAAUCUAGGUUUGAAAAAGUAGCGGAGCUUGUUUUUGUAUGUUGGUUCGAUUUUCGUGGGAGAGCGAACACUCGUGUCCUGUCUCCAAAAACUCGUUACUCUGCUUACAUUGUGUUCAAGAAAGGGGAUGAAUUUUAUGGGUUUACGGAUAAGGCCAUAAAAGCUGUUGUUGGGAUAGUGGGACAGGAACCUUCUAGAAGAGAUAUAUGCUUUGAUUAUGAUGAUGAUGUCGAUGUAGGGUUUACAAGGGGAGAGAGAGGGAUGAGGCACCUAGUGAAACCUGAGGAGAGAGAUGACGGGUGGAUGGAGAUUGAGCUUGGAGAAUUCUUCAAUGAAGGUGGUUUAAUUAAUAGUGAUGAGAUUGAGAUGGGUGUUUUAGAGACUACGCGUCUCGAUGGGAAGUAUGGCUUGAUCAUCCAAGGUAUUGAAAUCCGUCCUGCAAGAAUCCAGUAAUUGAUCGAUGGUUCAUCUAUUUGUAUUAUUGUGUCAUGAGUUGAUUAUGCGAUGGAGUGAACAAAUUGGUAUAUUUGUAUUAAGUUGUGUUUGUUACAAUAAAUAACAAGUUUGCUAAAUAAGCUAAGCUCUUACUUUGUUCUUACUGUGAGGAUGUUACUUUGUUCAUUGUAAAAAGGUUUUUUGGUUGAGUAAAA